AGGCGGAAGCGGAAGCGACUCCAUGACGUUAUUUUUGUUAUGUAUACCAGCUGAUCAACAGCGCGAGCGUUGUAGCGAAGCCGCGACGCUGGAAAUAAUACCAAAAGAAACGGUUUAUUUUCGUGUUGUUUAUCUGUUUCUUGCUCCUUUGUGCAUUUUGCUUCAUUCAGGAUUUAUUUUACACCCAGUAAAACCCUCUCCAGAUGAGCGACUCGACCGUUAAUGUGCUCUGCAGGCUGGGCCAUAACAUACUGGCCUGCUGCGCUGGCGUGAAGUGUAGCAGUCAUUAUUAACUCUUCCCAAAUAAUACAAGCGGGUGGUGGAAAUAAUGGACAUUAUAACCGCUGUAAGAGCUUCCAGUGGUCUUCAGAGUAUCAGUGACUAAAAAAAAAAAAGACAGGCCUUUCUUUAGAGGUUGUUUGCGAGCACAGAAUAGCUGAAGGAAACUUGAAGUUGCUAGCAAGAGAUAUAGCCGUCAUAUAUCACCAGGCUGGUCUCCAAUGUCAGACAGCGCAGUCUUUACUGUAACAAACAUAUAACUACCACAGAAUAUCUUAGAAAUUGAGUAAAAUGUGGUUAAAACUAUUUUUCUUGCUCCUUUACUUUUUGGUUUUGUUUGUCCUGGCUCGAUUUUUCGAAGCUGUUGUGUGGUAUGAGACGGGAAUCUUUGCCACCCAGCUUGUGGAUCCUGUAACACUGAGCUUUAAAAAGCUGAAGACCAUCCUGGAGGGGAGAGGACUGGGAUACUCCGGCCUGGCUGAGAAGAGGGACGUCAGAGAGCUGGUUGAAAACUCUGGAGAACUGAUGCAAGGGGAGCUCUAUUCUGCUUUAAAAAAUGAAAAAGAAGAAGCAGGAUCAGAUUCCAGCACCAGUUUUAGUGGGGAGAUGCACUUUUAUGAGUUAGUGGAAGACACUAAAGAUGGCAUCUGGUUGGUCCAGGUAAUAGCCCAAGACAGAAAUCCACUAUUGAGUACAGCCAACUGGGGGAAAAUGGUACAGAAAGUUUCUCGCUUUGGCAUUCGCACUGGCACUUUCAACUGCUCAAGUGAUUCCAGAUAUUGCCAUAAACGUGGCUGGAUGAAGUCCACUCUGAUCAUGUCAGUUCCCCAGACUUACGCCUCUAAAGGAAAGGUCAUGCUGAAAGAAUAUAACGGUAGGCGCAUUGAAACGGAACACAUCUUCAAAUGGAUGACUGCGCACGUUGCCUCCCGCAUCAAGACCAUCCGUUUCUCACAACAGUUAAUGGAUGACUGGUACCAGAGAGAAAAGCAGCCUGUGAAGAUGUUCUUGUUUGCCAAACUGCUCCAGCCCCCUGCCUUCUUCUCAGCCCUCAGCAUCAAAUUCACAGGUCGCAUAGAGUUCAUCUUUGUUGAUGUUCGCAACUGGGACAAUGCCACUUGCUUGGAGGAGAUUGGGGUGCGGCAGAUGCCCUCAUAUAUUCUGAAAACACCAGAGGAUAUCUACAGAUAUGGCAAUAGCACUGGGGAAUACAUUUCCCUCCAUGCCAUGGAUACAUUCCUACGCUCUGUUCAACCAGAGGUCAAUGAUCUAUUUGUCCUAAGCUUGGUGAUGGUCAAUCUGAUGGCCUGGAUGGACCUUUUCAUAACACAGGGAGCCACGAUUAAGCGCUUCGUUGUUCUCAUUAGCACACUAGGAACCUAUAAUUCUUUACUCAUCAUUUCUUGGCUCCCCAUUCUUGGAUUCCUUCAGCUACCCUAUUUGGAUAACUUCUAUGAGUAUAGUCUUAAACUGCUCCGCUAUGCAGACACCACUACUCUUGCGUCUUGGGUCAGGGCAGACUGGACCUUCUAUUCUUCACACCCAGCACUUUUCCUAAGCACAUACCUGGCCCAUGGGCUCCUCAUAGACUACUUUGAGAAGAAGAGGAGAUGUGGCAAUGAAGACCAAAAUGCAAACAACCUGGAGUGGCUGUCCAGCCUUUGGGAUUGGUAUACCAGCUAUUUGGUACAUCCCAUUGCUUCCUUUCAGAAUGAGUCAGACUGGGAUGAUGAUCCUAAUUUCCUUUUAGAAAGGUUGGCCUUCCCUGACCUCUGGCUUCGCCCACUUGUUCCCAUUGACUACAUCAAAAAUCUGCCCACUUGGAGGUUCAAGUGCACACAGUCAGAAGGGACCAACAGCAUGGACCAAGAUAAUCCAACAAACAAGAUGGCGCACCCAUCGUUUGUGGAACCAGCUGGUGAGCAGCAAGAACGAGACUACAGCUCAGAGAGGGCUCAUGCCAAUGAAAGGAGUUCAGCUGGGAUGAGGGCCCAACAGUCUUGGUCUUCUGGAGAGGAACGGGACACCGAUUGGUCCCAGUGGCCCUGUGGCAUGCUUCAUUGCACAGAAUGUGUUGUUUGUUUGGAGAACUUUGAAAUGGAAUGCCUUGUCAUGGGACUGCCGUGUGGCCAUGUGUUUCACCAGCAGUGCAUCGUGGUCUGGCUGGCAGGUGGGCAGCACUGUUGCCCAGUCUGUCGGUGGCCAUCCUAUAAGAAGAGACAAGCCAAACAACCCUAUGCAGAUCUUCCACCUGAACCAGAAUAGCAUAUUCCAUUCACUGAAAAUCUGAUUCCCGUACAUAACUUAUGAAUACUUGAUGUGCCCAUUGUUAGUCUGUAGGCCUGUAGGUUCAUGUUAUCGAAUCCUGUUUUUAUUUUUGGUAGUACUUACUUGCAUACACACUAGUGUUAUGGAGGGUUUUUUGUUUUGGACAUGUUAAGCCUUCUCAUGGACUAAAUAUUAAUCAGAAAUAUUGAACUAACCUUUAGUCCAUGAAUAAUGCUUAAUCUAUACCAAAAACUGGCUUACUGGGUACCUAAAUUUUGCUAACAUUAUUUAACUAUAUACAUGGAUAAUGCGUGUGAAAAGUACAUUUUUGUAAUUGGCAAAGUGAGGCACUUUUUGUUUGUACAAACAAGGUAAUGGCACAACUAUUGAAAAGACAAGUUUCUUUCUUAGCUCUUCUGAAGGUUAGUGAUAAGAUGAAGGUAAAAUCCCCAUCAGACUUCCAUGUACAUGUUCAAUGUGCGUUUAUAAAUGUAAUGGAUUGCAAUGUCAAAUUAAGUUUCAGAGCUUGUGUAGUACAUUACACAAAUCAUUCGCAGCCCUAGGCAUCUCUGCUGAUUAUUAAUAAUUGCAUCCUUAGACCUUUCUAAGGUGGAUAGUUCUGGCCAGUAUCGAACAUCAUGGAGUUUUGUUGGGGGUUCUAUUAGAGUAUGGGUGUUGGUGAUUGUUUAGUUAGUUGCUGAUUGUCAUUAAUUAGUAGUCUCUGAGAGGACAUGGAUUAAAGAAAAUAAAAAUUAGUCACAUCAAGCAAAGCUGGAAUAAUGUUAAGAACAGAUGAUCCUAAUUUUAGGCAUUGUUAUGUAACAAUUAAAUUUCUAAACUUGCGUUCUUUGAUAUCAAGGCUUUCAUAUCCAGGCCAGUUAUAGCAAGGAACAGGACAGGAGAGACCUUAAAGGGGACAUUAAUAUGGGUUAUCCCAGAGUCCCAAGCCAAAGCACAUUAUAUACUGUCAAACUGAGUACACAAGUACCCAAGUCGUUUCAUGUCUCAAAGGGGGGAAAAAAUACCCACAGAUAUGUGGGUGAUGGUUCAGUUUUUUCUGCAGUUAACUGUUCAUUUAGAGGUGGUUAAAUUUAGACUAUGGGCACACCAAAGUCAGACACUUCAUACACCUAAAAUAGGUCCUGAAAACAAAACGCAGUAAAUAUAUUACAUACAACUGUGCAGUAAAAUCCAUUAAAAUAUUACUGACCCAUUUUACUGUCAUUUUGAUUUUGCCAAUCUCAGGUUUUGUCUCAAAAAUAUGACCCUUCUACAUGGCCCACUGGCCAUGUUAAAGGUUAGCUUGCUUAUGUCAAGCUGAUGUUACACAAUCAAACAUUUUAAAGAUGGAAUGAUGUCUUGACAUUAACCAGUGUUUAUUUUAACACUGUUUUUGAAAUGUGUCAGAUUGCUGCAUUAUGUCAAUGAAACUUGACACAUUGUUCAUUCAGACCAAAAGAUUUAGGCAAUUAAAUUCUGGUCAUUUUAGUAAACCCCUAACUUAGCUUUUCAGAGACGGGAUGUGAGGGAAACCAGUCCUAUAAUUUUACUUCAGUCAUCGUAAACCUUUAGACAUAUGGAUGUUCUAUUUAAUACAAACAAAAGAAGAAAACAAAUUAGUCAAACUUUAAAAACUUGCUUGUAUACCAGGUAAAUGGUUGACUUUGACCUGCCUGCUAGAUUCCACUACUUCUCUAAUUAAAUCUUUUUUUUUUUCAUUCAAUGAAGCAUGGAACUUGGUUUUUCCCAGAUCAUAAUGCACUGUAAUGCCAUUCUUCAUGACCUUACCCCUACUGACUGACUUCAGCUGUUUGUGUGAAUUUGAAACAGAAAUUGGAGCAUUGGUUCAUUGUAAUGUUCAAUCCAUUAAAGGUGACUUUAACUGUU
Molecule: messenger RNA, 4434 nt
Organism: Neoarius graeffei (lesser salmon catfish)
Lineage: Eukaryota; Metazoa; Chordata; Actinopteri; Siluriformes; Ariidae
Gene: rnf103
Product: ring finger protein 103
Exons: 4
Coding region: 571-2544 (657 amino acids)
Biological process (GO): protein ubiquitination
Cellular component (GO): endoplasmic reticulum
Molecular function (GO): ubiquitin-protein transferase activity
Source: RefSeq, a predicted model, not a curated record